CGCAGCUUGAAAUGAAAUUAUCAGUCUCUUCCGUCGCACCAUCUUGUCUCUGUCUUUCGCUUUCGUGAAUCGACACUUGUUGCCCUAAAGUCCCCUCUCCGCCUCCAAAUCAUGGGCAAAGCUGUCAUCUCCGACGACGAGGAUGAGGUCGAGCUCGACGAGGAGGAUAGGGAACCCGUUGACGGGGACGCAGUCGACCGGGAUGGCGGCGACGAAGAUGAGGACGAAGAAGAAGAAGGCCCGGAUGAAUAUGAGAAGGAUGGUUUUAUCGUAGACGAUCUCGAUGAAGAAGAUGACCAUGAGGAAGAGGAGAAGGCUGACAGUGAUGAGGAGAGGCACAAGAAGAAGAAACGAAAGAAAAAAGAGGAAUAUGUUCUUGACGAAGAUGACUAUGAGCUCCUGGAGGACAAUAAUGUGAUCGCGCCCCGCAGAAAGGGGCAAUUCAAGCGGCUGAAGAAAGCUCAGAGACAUGCUCAGGGGGAUGUUGGUGGAUUAUCUGAUGAGGAGGAGUUUCUUGGUACUGGUAAAGGUGGGAGAACUGCUGAGGAGAAGCUUAAGUACUCGUUAUUUGGUGAUGAGGAAGGUCCUCCACUCGAGGACAUUGCUGAAGAGGAGGAACCAGCAGAAGCGGAAGAUGAUGGAGAAGAUGAUGAAAUGGCAGACUUUAUAGUCGACGAAGAGUUUGAUGAGGCUGGUGUUCCUGUUAGACAGAAGAAGUUUAAGAAAAAGAAAUCUAGGGAUGCACCAGGAGUAUCUUCAUCUGCUCUGCAGGAAGCCCAUGAGAUAUUCGGUGAUGUUGAUGAUUUACUGCAUAAGUAUAGGCUUGGUUUGGAUUCUAGUGGAUGGAAGGAAAGCAAGCUUGAAGAUGAAUUUGAACCAACUGUUCUUUCGGAGAAGUAUAUGACAGAGAAGGAUGACCAGAUUCGAGAGAUUGAUGUCCCCGAAAGAAUUCAGGUAUAUGAGGAAAGCACUGGUUUUCCUCCACUUGAUGAAAAGAGCAUAGAUGAUGAGAGUACCUGGAUAUUUAAUCAACUUGCAAGUGGUACUGUUCCCUUCUUUGGCAACACAGGACUGGGGAACUCUAUAAGCAGGGACGACAUUAUCGGAUUCUUGAACUUGCACCAUGUGCAGAAAUUAGAUGUUCCGUUUAUUGCGAUGUAUCGAAAGGAGGAGUGCCUUAGUAUACUGAAAGAUCCUGAACAAGACAUGGAUGAUCAAAAUGAGAAAGCAUCUACGCUAAAGUGGCACAAAGUACUUUGGUCUAUUCAGGACUUGCACAGAAAAUGGCUGCUGCUUCAGAAGCGGAAAAGUGCUCUGCAAUCUUACUAUGAAAAGCGGCGUGAAGAGUCACACUCAUAUGAUGAGACCAGACACAUUAUAAAUCAGCAACUUUUCGAAUCAAUUAUGAAGUCACUAAAGGCUGCAGAUUCAGAGAGAGAAGUUGAUGAUGUGGAUACGAAGUUUAACUUGCAUUUCCCUGCUGGUGAGAUAGGUGUGGAUGAGGGCCAAUAUAAGAGGCCUAAGAGGAAGUCACUUUAUAGUAUCUGCAGUAAGGCUGGCUUGUGGGAGGUUGCUAACAAGUUUGGUUACAGCUCCGAACAGUUUGGUUUGCAACUAUCACUGGAGGAAAUGAGAAUGGACGAGUUGGAGGAUGCUAAAGAGACUCCGGAGGAGUUGGCUUCAAACUUCACGUGUGGAAUGUUUGAAACGCCCCAAGAAGUGCUCAAAGGAGCCAGACAUAUGGCUGCUGUCGAGAUAAGCUGUGAGCCAUGUGUCCGAAAGUAUGUUCGGAGCAACUACUUGGAUAUAUUUGAGUUGUCAACAAGCCCGACACCGGAUGGAAAUUCUGCUAUUGAUGCUUUUCAUCAGUUUGCGGGGGUGAAGUGGCUGCAAAGAAAGCCUUUAAAUAAAUUUAAGGAUGCACAAUGGCUGCUUAUCCAGAAGGCUGAAGAGGAGAAACUUCUUCAAGUGACUAUUAAGCUACCAGAAGACAGACUAAACAAGUUGAUGAGUGACUUUAAUGAGUACUAUCUUAGUGAUGGUGUUAGUAAAUCUGCACAACUGUGGAAUGAGCAGCGAAAGUUGAUAUUGCAGGAUGCUCUUUUCAGCUUUCUUCUACCUUCAAUGGAGAAAGAAGCAAGAGCCUUGUUGACCAGUAGGGCAAAAAACUGGUUACUGAUGGAAUAUGGAAAAGUUUUGUGGAAUAAAGUCUCUGUGGGACCUUACCAACGGAAAGACAAUGACGUUAGUUCAGACGAUGAAGCUGCACCCAGGGUCAUGGCUUGCUGUUGGGGCCCUGGGAAGCCAGCAACAACUUUUGUUAUGUUAGAUGCAUCAGGGGAGGUGUUAGAUGUUCUUUACACAGGGUCUCUUACUUUACGCUCUCAGAAUGUUGGCGAUCAACAACGGAAGAAAAAUGAUCAAGAACGUGUUCUUAAAUUCAUGACCGAGCACCAACCACACGUGGCUGUUCUAGGAGCUGCUAAUUUGUCUUGUUUUCGCCUGAAAGAGGAUAUUUACGAGAUAAUUUUUAAGAUGGUGGAGGAGAAUCCUAGAGAUGUUGGUCAUGAUAUGGAUGGUCUAACCAUUGUCUAUGGGGAUGAAUCUUUGGCUCGCCUGUAUGAAAACUCUCGCAUUUCAUCUGAUCAGCUACCUGCACAAUCAGGCAUUGUGAAGCGUGCUGUGGCUUUAGGGCGUUAUCUUCAAAAUCCGUUGGCAAUGGUUGCAACUCUUUGUGGACCAGGAAGAGAAAUCUUGUCUUGGAAACUCAAUCCUUUGGAGAACUUUCUUACCCAGGAUGAGAAGUAUACAAUGAUUGAACAGGUCAUGGUAGAUGUUACCAACCAGGCAGGUCUCGACAUAAAUUUGGCUAUAAGCCAUGAAUGGUUAUUCGCACCUCUGCAAUUCAUUUCUGGGCUUGGACCUAGAAAAGCAGCAUUUUUGCAGCGAUCAUUGGUAAGAUCUGGUGCAAUAUUUACUCGGAAGGACUUCUUGACAACACAUGGGUUAAGUAAAAAGGUAUUUGUUAAUGCGGUUGGAUUCUUGCGUGUCCGGCGCAGUGGUUUGGCUGCUAGCAGCAGUCAGUUUAUUGAUCUGUUGGAUGAUACAAGAAUUCAUCCGGAAUCAUAUAUUCUUGCGCAAGAAUUGGCCAAAGAUGUAUUUGAAGCUGAUGGUGCCAAUGAUGAUGAGGAUGCUAUGGAGAUGGCUAUAGAACAUGUCAGGGAUCGACCUACUUAUCUAAAGAAUCUUGAUGUUGAAGCAUAUGCUAAAAGCAAACAACGUGAGAAUAAGAUACAAACAUUUGGUGACAUAAGAAGAGAAUUGAUACAUGGUUUUCAGGAUUGGCGUAAGAAAUAUGAAGAACUGAGUCAAGAUGAAGAAUUCUACAUGAUUUCAGGUGAAACUGAAGAUACCCUUGCUGAAGGGAGAAUUGUGCAGGCCACAGUUCGUAGGGUGCAAGCUCAAAGGGCAUUUUGUGCUCUUGAAUCUGGAUUGACUGGUAUACUUACAAAAGAUGAUUAUUCAGAUGAUUCAAGGGACAUUUCUGACUUAUCUGAGAGACUGAAUGAGGGUGACAUUCUCGCUUGCAAGGUCAAAUCUAUUGUAAAGGAAAGGUAUCAGGUGUUCCUAGUUUGUAGAGAGAGUGAAAUGAGAAAUAAUCGAAAUCAAAAUAUGAAGAAUCUCGAUACCUAUUACCAUGAGGACAGGAGAAGUCUACAGACAGAGCAAGAAAAAGCUCGUAAGGAGAAGGAGCUUGCGAAAAAACAUUUCAAGCCCAGGAUGAUUGUUCAUCCUCGCUUCCAGAAUAUUACUGCUGAUGAAGCAAUGAAGUUCUUAUCCGAUAAAGAUCCCGGGGAAAGUAUUAUUCGUCCUAGUUCUCGUGGGCCUUCAUAUUUGACCUUAACUCUUAAAGUUUAUGAUGGAGUUUAUGCUCACAAAGACGUGGUUGAAGGUGGAAAGGAACACAAGGAUAUCACCAGCUUACUUCGUAUUGGAAAGACCCUGAAAAUUGGAGAUGACACUUUUGAAGAUCUGGAUGAGGUAAUGGACCGUUAUGUUGAUCCCCUGGUGUCUCACUUAAAGGCAAUGCUAACUUAUCGCAAAUUCCGACGGGGGACAAAAGCAGAGGUUGAUGAACUUUUGAAGCUUGAAAAAUUGGAGUUUCCAAUGAGGAUUGUUUAUUGUUUCGGCAUAUCACAUGAGCAUCCAGGGACUUUCAUACUGACCUAUAUACGGAGUACAAAUCCACACCAUGAGUAUGUUGGGCUGUAUCCUAAGGGGUUCAAGUUCAGAAAAAAGAUGUUUGAUAGCAUUGAUCGGCUUGUAGCAUAUUUCCAAAAGUACAUUGAUGAGCCUCAACAUGAGUCUGGACCAUCUAUAAGAUCAGUUGCUGCUAUGGUGCCCAUGCGAAGUCCUGCAACUGGGGGCUCCUCUGGUGCAUCGGCAGGCAGUGGAUGGGGUGGUUCAAACAAUGAGGGUGGUUGGAGAGGCCAGUCAUUUGACAGGGAUAGGUCUUCUACACCUAGUUCGCGACCAGGCAGAAGUGAUUACAGAAACGGUGGCGGUCGAGAUGGACAUCCAAGCGGCGCACCUAGACCAUAUGGGGGGCGUGGUCGUGGACGAGGAACAUAUAAUGAUAACAGAGGCAAUAAUGAGAGACAUGAUUCAGGUUUUGAUGGUUCUACAUGGGGUUCAGAUACCAAGGAUGGCAAUGAUGGCUUGGGCAACUUUCCAGGAGCAAAGGUUUUAAACUCACCUGGCAGGGAAGCUUUUCCUGGUGGCUGGGGUACGGGUGGAAGUGGUACUGGAGGCAGCAGCUGGGCUGCUGCUGGUGGAAGUGGUGGAAGUGGUGGCAGUUCAGGAGGAUGGGGUGGGGCUGCAAAUGAUGCUGCCACUGAUAAUGAGCCUUCAAGAUGGGAUUCCGACUUGAAGAAAAAAGGUGAUGGUACUUCAGGAUGGGGCUCGCAAAGUGGUGGUGGUGGCUGGUAACUGUUUUCUGCUCUAAUCUAGGCCUGUUUUCCACAACGACCCUGUGAGUCUGACAUAGUUUGGAAGCUGUUGCUAGUAUAGGCGGUGAGCCCCAUUGAUGCUUUUUCAAUGCUUUUGACCAUAACUUCCCUUAAUUUAUGGGUUGUUAGAUCUGUAUUGUGUCUAGAACCGUUUUGAGUUGCACCACUUUACUCUGCUUUAUCUUUUACCUGUCAACGGCCUCUUUGUUCUACCUGA
Molecule: messenger RNA, 5226 nt
Organism: Argentina anserina (silverweed cinquefoil)
Lineage: Eukaryota; Viridiplantae; Streptophyta; Magnoliopsida; Rosales; Rosaceae
Product: transcription elongation factor SPT6 homolog
Exons: 17
Coding region: 112-4989 (1625 amino acids)
Biological process (GO): transcription elongation by RNA polymerase II; nucleosome organization; transcription elongation-coupled chromatin remodeling
Cellular component (GO): transcription elongation factor complex
Molecular function (GO): histone binding; nucleosome binding; nucleic acid binding
Source: RefSeq, a predicted model, not a curated record